AUGGUGAUGAUGACGAUGCUGUUGUUUUUGCUGCUGCUGCUGCUGCAACUACUGCUGCUGCUGCUGCUGAUAAGUUAUCGCAGCCACUGUAACGCAACGGCAGCUGCCACAACAACCACAACCGCAACCACCACUGAACAACAGCACCAGCGAAGUAAGCUUUUGAAUUCCAUUUAUUAUCGCCACACCGGCAGUGAUGUCAGCCGUGACGUCGGCAGUAGCAUCUAUGACUCUUUGUCAAAAGUUAAUUUCACUACAAACAGCAACAACAACAACAACAACAAUAUAUGCAAUCACAUCAUCAACAACAAUAAAUCUAGCAAUGACAAAAACACUUAUAACUCUUGUUCAUUUUGCCGCUGCACUGUCGUUUCAAACAACAACAUCAGCAACAACAUCAACAGCAACAACAACAACAACAACAUCAACAACAACAACAACCUUCCAGAUCUAUACAAUUACACAACAGCAUCAACGAUGAACGGCCCAUCAACACUACUAUUAUACCAACUACCUGGGAAUAACUACUACGACGAUGAAGAAGGUGAUGCCAGUGAGACAGUUUUUAACAACAACAAUAUCAACAACAACAUCAACAGCAAUAACAACAUCAUCAACAAUAACAACAUCAACAAUAACAACAUCAACAACAACAACAACAACAACAACCAUGAUACCGUUAAAAGAACAACUAAUAAAAACAACAUUGAAGAUUGUAGUAAAGAUGAUGAUAAUGAUGAUAUUAACGACGAUGAUAAUGAUGAUGACGCAUCAACAACAACAACAACAACAACAAAACUCAACAACAAUAAUCAACACAAUUUCAUUUACAACAACAACAACAAAAUUAUAAACAACACCAACAAAAAUAUCAUCCAAUCAAAAAACACUUAUCAACUAAAAACACCUUAUCUCAACAACCACAACAACAUCAACAACGGUCUAUUACCUUCUAAGCUAAUAAAACCAGCAGAUAGUUUCGUAAAGCCAGCAACGUCAUCUCUAAAUGACGUCACACAGCUGCUUCUACUCAGCAGCCAAAGUUACCAGCAAUACCAUCUCGACGAUGACGAAGGUGUCGUCAUCAGCAACGAAGCUAUCGCACUUAGCAACGGUUGCUUAGACAAUCAGCAGCUGCACUUGUGA
This is a messenger RNA of Helobdella robusta, 1146 nucleotides long. RefSeq lists its product as hypothetical. The record is from RefSeq and is a predicted model, not a curated record. The transcript has 3 exons. Lineage: Eukaryota; Metazoa; Annelida; Clitellata; Rhynchobdellida; Glossiphoniidae. The coding region runs from base 1 to 1146 and encodes 381 amino acids.